Messenger RNA from Lasiosphaeria miniovina, 1530 nucleotides. RefSeq names its product nucleophile aminohydrolase. Gene Ontology annotation, molecular function: omega peptidase activity. Gene Ontology annotation, biological process: glutathione catabolic process. Gene Ontology annotation, cellular component: glutathione hydrolase complex; cytoplasm. The record is from RefSeq and is a predicted model, not a curated record. Lineage: Eukaryota; Fungi; Ascomycota; Sordariomycetes; Sordariales; Lasiosphaeriaceae. The transcript has 4 exons. The coding region runs from base 1 to 1530 and encodes 509 amino acids.
AUGUGCCGAUUUUUGGUCUACAAGGGGAGCGACGAGAUCCUCCUCUCCAAGUUGAUUCUCGACCCAACGCACUCGAUUCUCAAGCAGUCCUUCGACUCGCGCCUGCGAUUAGUGAGCUCCAAUACCGGUGCCCUUGCUGAUACCCGUCGCGGCCAGAACAAUGCCGACGGCUUCGGCAUUGGCUUCUACACGGACCGCAAGCUGGGUGCCCACCCCUGCCUCUUCACAUCGACGACGCCCGCCUGGAACUGCGCCAACCUGCACCGGCUGGCCUCCAAAACGGCCUCGCACCUGAUUUUCGCCCAUGUGCGCGCCACCACCGAAGGUUCGCUGAGCGAGGACAACUGCCACCCCUUCUGCCACGGCAGCUUGAUGUUUAUGCACAACGGCGGUCUCGGCGGAUGGAAGCAGAUCAAGCGCCGCCUCGGCGAGCGCCUCGCCGAUAAGUGGUAUCUGAGCGUGGGCGGCGGCACCGACAGCGAGUGGGCGUUUGCCCUGUUUCUAGACACGCUGGAGCGCAUGGGUCACGACCCCAGCUCCCUCUCGGACCAGGGCUUCGGCCCGACCGUACUGCGGAAGGCCAUGCUAAAGACGAUUGCCCUCAUCAACGAGCUCAUCGACAGCAUCCCCGAAAGCGUGAUCCACGCCGAGAACGUGGAUACGCGGAGUCUCCUGAACUUUGCCGUGACCGAUGGCCACAGCGUCAUCUGCACGCGCUAUGUGGGGAGCAGUUCGGACGAGGCUGCCAGCUUGUACUACUCAUCCGGUACGCUGUGGGAGACGCGGGCCCCCGAGCCCGGGAACCGCGAUUAUCAGAUGGAGCGGAGCGACAAAGGGGCCGACGUUGUGUUAGUGGCGAGCGAGCCCCUCACGUUCGAGCGAGAAAACUGGAUUAACGUACCCACCAACUCAAUCCUGACCGUCCACAACCAGACGGUCAUGGUGCAUCCCAUUCUGGACCAGUACUACGGCCGCAACCCGAACCGGCAGCGGUCCACGGCCUUUGUCAGGACCAAAGGCCUGGCCGCGAACGAGAACGCCUCCAGCCUCGCGGGCACCGCGUUGCCUGUGGCUGAGAACGGCAGCAUUCUCAACAAUAACCGCUCGCGCCUCUUGCAAAACGGCAGCGCCGCCGCGCUGGCGCACAAGAAGAUACUCGGGCCGACAAUACCGUUCAGCGUCAGCGCACCGCGGUCCCGCCCGCCUGCGGCCGAGAGCAGCCACUCGGCGUCAUCGACAGUGCCACGAGCGCGUACUCCGCUCGCGUAUUCCGAGGCCGCCGCGACUCCGCAGCUGGGUUCCUCUGACGUCCGCUCCCCGUCCCAGCCGGCGCUUCCCCCCCAACAGCAGCUCGCUACGCCCUCCCAGGGCAACAUCAAGAAGAAGCGCGCGUCGCUCACCGCCGUCGACCCGCCCGCGUACUCGUCCCUACAGGACACGGGCAGCCCCCUCACCCCCUCGCCGUCGCGGACCGAGUUCGGCAAUCCCGCCAAGCUCGCCCAGUACUUUCCUGAGCUGACGUUGUCAUGA